Messenger RNA from Astyanax mexicanus (Mexican tetra), 1510 nucleotides. RefSeq lists its product as uncharacterized. The transcript is spliced from 7 exons. The record is from RefSeq and is a predicted model, not a curated record. Lineage: Eukaryota; Metazoa; Chordata; Actinopteri; Characiformes; Acestrorhamphidae. The coding region runs from base 516 to 1475 and encodes 319 amino acids.
UUUUAAAUCGUAAAUCAAAAACGAGAAUAUAUAUGAGAAUAAAACACAAUGAAGCAAAAAAAAUGUCAUCUCAAAAGUAAAACUUAGUAUCUGUAAGAAAGUAAACCUUACUGAAGCAAAAAAAUUCAUCUCAAAAGAAAAAAAUGAUUACUUGCAAAACAAUUAUUUGCUUACGGGUCUCUCGGAUUGUAUCUCGCUGAUCAGGUUUUUGCUCUCAGAUUCAGUUUUGCAGUUACGCUUCCAGCUCUCUCCUUUGCGCUGCCUGACUUUUUGUUUGCGAUUCUGGCACAAACGUUUCGCGUGGGCGGGGUUUUCUAGGGGCUGUCCCCAUUGGCUAAUUGGGUAUUGAGCGGCAGCUCUGUGCUCCGGAAGUUGUUCUGUAAAACGGGCGCGCAAUUUUCAGUGUGGGGGACGCUCUGACCGGCGGCGGCAGCAGCGGCGGAGGCGGACAUCAGAGCACAACAGAUCGAUAAAAACGUAACAACUGGGAGAUCUGAGUAGGACCCGAGACUACCAUGCAGUCCCAGGAACAUGUACUUGAUGAAAUCUUGCAAAGGGUUCAAAGAAGAUUCUCCUUGCUUCUUAGAAAUGAAACGCUUGAUUUGGAUUACCUCAAGACUGUUGCUCAGCAGGAACUUUCCUUGGCAACAGUGGCAUCACAUCACCUGAACGUUCCAGCAGAACUCAUAAACAGUCUACAGGAGUUGAUCAACAUCCUUAGUUUUCCUGUUGAUGCUACUGAUGAAGUAUCAGUAGUAAAUGAGUUAGAUGUUUUUACUGCCACUGUGGGCAAGCUGGGACGGCCACGCCUAGAAAUUGAUAGUGGGGAUCUUCAAAGCCUCCUUUCCACUGAACUUCCUUUAGAAUAUUUAGGCAGGAUGUAUGGUGUUUCACAAAGAACAUUAAACAGGCGGAUGAAAGAACAUGGCCUCUCUGUUCGUGGAUACUAUUCAAAAAUGUCUGAUGAUGAACUUGAUCAUGUUGUGAGAUCAAUAAAAUCAAGAAUGCCCCAUGCUGGGUAUAGACUGGUGAAAGGUGAGCUAUUGGCUAGAGGACAUCGUGUACAGUGGCAUAGGGUGAAGGCUACAAUGCACCGUGUGGACGGAGCAGGAGUUUUAGCCAGGAUGAUACAACUUGGAUUUGUAGCCCGCAGAAGCUACUGUGUUCCUGCACCUUUGUCUUUGGUUCAUGUAGACACCAACCAUAAAUUAAUCAGAUUCAAUAUUGUAAUAUUUGGUGGGAUUGAUGGUUUCUCAAGAAAGAUCCUAUAUCUUGAUGCUGCUGCCAACAACAAAGCCUCAACCGCAUUCUCCUUCUUCUUGGAUGGUGUCUGCAAACAUGGAUGGCCCUCAAGAGUACGUGGUGACCAGGGGGUGGAAAAUGUUGACAUUGCUCGUUGCAUGUUCUCUGUCAGGGGAACUGGACGUGGUAGCUUCAUUGCUGGUAAAAGUGUCCACAAUCAAAGUCUGACCUGAAGUGCUUCCUGGGUAGCUGGAACAAGCACCCUAUC